AGCAACGCUAAAGAACGAGUACGUACUUAUCACGAUUUGCUCAUCGCACCGUUUAAUAUGCUAUCAUCUUUCUGUGGUCGCUUUUUAGGAAACGUCGAGGCCACAAUUUUGGUAUUCUUUGAAGAGCGUACUCAAUGA
This is a messenger RNA of Ambispora gerdemannii, 138 nucleotides long. The record is from the annotation of a GenBank genome assembly. Lineage: Eukaryota; Fungi; Glomeromycota; Glomeromycetes; Archaeosporales; Ambisporaceae.